Messenger RNA from Owenia fusiformis, 4643 nucleotides. The record is from the annotation of a GenBank genome assembly. NCBI's taxonomy places the organism in Eukaryota, Metazoa, Annelida, Polychaeta, Sabellida, Oweniidae.
AUAAGUUUGGCCUUGAGACAGAGCUGACGUUUUGCAACACUGGAAAUCAACAUGCAUUCCUUCACAUAUAUCACCGGUAAAUGACAUAUAUUUGCUAUCAAUUGGAUAUAUGAACGUAGAUAAAACAUGGACGAAAGCAAGCAACACGUGAAGCCAUGCCCAAUGACAUCUGUCAAUCCGCUAUCAAGGCUUUUUUUCUGGUGGCUGAACCCACUUUUCAAUGUUGGCUACAAGCGCCCUCUGGAGGAAACUGACAUGUUCAAUGUCUUACCCGAAGAUGAUUCUGAAAAUCUCUGCCACAGACUGGAAGUGGAGUGGAAUAAAGAACUAGAAAAAGUGAAGAAAAAUGAGAAAGAAUCGGCCAGUCUCUCCUGGGCCUUGAUUAGAACAUUUGGAAAGCAAUAUGGACUACUUGGACUGAUAGCUUUUAUAGAGGAAUUAACUAAGGUCUGUCAGCCGCUUUUACUGGGUGGUCUUAUACGCUACUUUGACCCUAAAGCAAACGUGACACAGACGGAAGCCUAUCUAUACGCUAUGGGGGUCAGUCUAUGUGCCAUAAACCUGGCUGUUGUCCAUCACCCAUAUUUCUUUGGGGUUCAGCGAAUAGGAAUGCAGAUUAGAAUAGCAUGUUGUUCAUUGAUGUAUAAAAAGACAUUGAGACUUUCAAAUCAAGCCAUGGGCCAAACUACAACUGGGAAAAUUGUUAACCUCAUGUCAAAUGAUGUGAGGCGCUUUGACCUGUCUGUUCUCUUUUUCCAUUUCUUAUGGAUUGCACCCGCAAUGGCGGUUGUGGGGUUAAUUAUUAUCUGGCAUUUGAUUGGUCCAUCUGUGCUGGCGGGAUAUCUAGUACUGCUCUUGCUUAUACCUGUACAAGGAUAUAUGGGGAAAUUAUUCGCAAAACUCAGACGAAAAACUGCUGUCGAGACGGACGAAAGAGUCAAGGUCAUGAAUGAGAUCAUCACAGGAAUGAGGGUCAUCAAAAUGUACUGCUGGGAAAAACCAUUUGGUGCACUUAUUGCAAAAAUAAGAAGCAAAGAAAUGAAACGUAUACGGUUCGGUUAUCAUGUAACGGGCUGUAUUUUAGGUCCAUUUUGGGCAUCAGGUCAAGUCAUAAGCUUCUUCACAUUUAUGACGUAUGUGUUGCUAGGCAACCACUUGACCUCCGAAAAAAUUUGGGUCACAAUUGCCCUGUUAAACCCCCUUAGGCUAGUGGCCUUGUUAUAUGUCCCAUAUGCUGUACUGCUGUACGCCGAGACCAACAUCACCAUAAAGAGGCUGGAGACAUUUUUGAGUCAAGAAGAAAUAUCUGAAAACUCAGCAAUUCAGCAUGAAAAACAACGACCUCUUCCAGCAGAUUGUGGGAUCGUGGCAAAAGAUGUCACUGCACAGUGGGAUAAGGAGUUGGAAGCUCCAACUUUAAGUGAAAUAGACUUUGAAUCAAAGCCUGGAAAGUUAUUAGCAGUGAUAGGACCAGUUGGCUGUGGAAAGUCAUCGCUUCUGAUGUCCAUAUUAGGUGAAAUUCCAGUGCAGAAAGGAACAAUAGAUGUCAAAGGUCAGAUAGCGUACUCCGCUCAACAACCAUGGGUUUUUAGCGCUAGUUUGCGACAAAAUAUAAUAUUCGGGAGGAAGUUUGAGGCUACACGAUAUAACAAGAUUCUCAAAAUGACAGCUUUAUCAAAGGACAUAUCUAUGUUGAGUGAGGGUGACCUGACUCUUGUAGGGGAGAGGGGGGUCAGUCUCAGUGGGGGUCAGAGGGCAAGGGUCAGUCUCGCUAGGGCACUAUAUUACGAAGCGGAUGUAUAUCUACUUGAUGAUCCACUCUCUGCUGUGGAUGCCGCAGUAGGAAAACAUUUAUUUGAAAAAUGUAUACAGGGUUUACUGAAAGACAAAGCAAGAAUACUUGUCACUCAUCAGCUCCAGUAUCUCAAACAUGCAGAUGAAAUACUCAUACUGAAAGAUGGUAAAAUAGCAAAUAGGGGUACAUUCUCAGACCUGGCUGCAGCUGGGAUAGAUUUUGCAUCCUUACUAAAAAGAACUGAAGAUGAAAAGAUGGCUGAAAAGAAGCAAACAAACCCUGAACUUUUAGAUGAUAUUUUUAAAGAGAACCUAACUGCAAAAACACAAUCAAUGUUUAAUUUGAGUCACUCAAAAUUUGGUGAAAAAACAGAAGAAUCUAUUAGUUUAUUGAAGAAAGACGCUCAGCAAUUGGACAGUUUGAGCUUAAGUGGUCUUCGAGAGCGAAUCAAAUCUGAUUCAAGUUUAGGACCACAAAGUAAUCACAUUCUUGAGAAUGCUCAAUCUAAUCCAUUACUGAUGUCAACAGAAACAUUAAAUUUUGAGACUGAUCAUGUGUGUCGCAACGAAGAGGAAAAGAGAUCUGAGGGAGGGGUUACUGUUGGGAUUUACAAGCAAUAUUUCAAGGCAGGGGGAGGAGUGCCAGCUAUCAUUUUUCUCCUCUUUUUAUGCAUCCUCACUCAAGUUGGAUAUGUGAUGUGUGACUUCUGGCUGUCAUACUGGUCCAAUAAAGAAGUAGAGUACAACAUGAAACGUUCCAUUCAAGAUGAGAAUCUCACCUCAAUAUAUACCACAAACACUACUCACAACUCCACAGAUUCCGACAUUUAUACACAACCCUGGCUGAAUAUAAGUGGGGGAACAGAAAAUGAAAUCACUCCUGUUGACAGGAACUACUAUUUGUAUAUCUGGUCUGGGAUCACAAUUGGAGUCCUUGUUUUCUCAAUGGCCAGAGCUCUAUAUUUUUUCCACAUGUUAGUGAAUGCAGCGGAGACUCUUCAUAAGAUGAUGUUUAAAUCCAUUGUCAGGGCUCCAGUAUAUUUCUUUGAUACAAAUCCAGUGGGUCGCAUACUUAACAGAUUCUCGAAGGAUGUUGGCCAAAUGGAUGAAAUGUUGCCCCGUGCCUUCUUUGAUUUUGUACAGUGCUUUUUCCUGAUCAUUGGCAUCAUUGUUGUGACGGGCAUCAUCAAUCCGUGGGUGUUUAUCCCGACUCUACCUCUGUGUGUUUUAUUUUUUGUAAUACGUCAUUACUAUCUGUCAACAUCGAGGGAUGUGAAACGUCUUGAAGGCACAACCCGCAGUCCAGUAUUUUCCCAUCUUAGCGCAUCAAUACAAGGCUUACAUUCAAUCCGAGCAUUUAAGGCAGAAGAAACAUUUACACAUGAGUUUGAUAAACACCACAAUCUCCAUACUGAGGCUUGGUUCCUUUAUCUUGCAACGACCCGCUGGUUCGCAAUCAGAUUGGAUUUCAUUUGUGCACUGUUUAUAACUUCAGUGUCCUUUUGCAGUGUUUUGGCCGCAGGAAGUCUGAAUGGAGGCCUAGUAGGGCUCACUAUGACGUAUUCCAUGGCCAUGAUGGGCAUGUUCCAAUGGGCCGUAAGGCAGAGUGCAGAGACUGAGACGCAGAUGACAUCUGUUGAAAGAAUUAUAGAGUAUACUCAUCUUCAGUCCGAAGCUGAAUUAGAUUCAGGGCCAAAUAGUAAGCCUCCAUCUGAUUGGCCAAAACAUGGUAUCAUCACUGGUGAAAAGGCAUCAUUUAAAUACUCAGAAGAAGCACCUGUUGUUCUUAAAAAUCUCUACUUCUGUGUUAGAGCUCAAGAAAAGGUGGGUAUUGUGGGAAGCACUGGUGCUGGGAAAAGUUCACUGAUCUCAAUGUUGUUUCGUCUUGCUGAGCCCUCUGGGAAACUACUUAUAGAUGGAGUUAGUAUCACUGAAAUAGGUCUUCAUGACCUCAGAGGAGCAAUGGCCAUCAUACCACAGGACCCUGUGUUGUUUAGCGGAACUAUAAAACAUAACCUGGAUCCAUUUAAUGUCCACUCUGAUCCUGAUCUAUGGCAGGCACUUGAAGAGGUUGAACUAAAGAGUGCAGUUGAUGAACUACCAGGUGGCUUAGAUUCUGAGAUCUCUGAGGGAGGGACCAACUUCAGUGUCGGGCAGCGCCAGCUGUUGUGUCUCGCUAGAGCAGUUUUACGAAGAAAUAAGAUUCUUAUUAUUGAUGAGGCAACUGCAAAUGUAGACCCAAGGACUGAUCAACUAAUUCAGCAGACAAUAAGAGAGAAGUUUGUCGACUGUACUGUGCUAACAAUCGCACAUCGACUCAACACUGUCAUGGAUUCUGAACGAAUUAUGGUGCUACAUGAUGGCUGCAUUAAAGAAUUUGACGAACCCCAGGAGCUACUGCAGAAUGAAAAUUCCCUUUUCUCAGAAAUGGUAAAAAGUUCUGGAGCUGAGGCUGGACAUUUGAAGCAAUUAGCAAAGGAAGCGUUUUAUAAACGACACCCUAAUGACUCUAUAGAAGAUAAUCCUGCCUCUAAUAGUAACAUUAAUGAUGUGAACAGUAUUUCAAAUCAUUCUGAUAAACUUCAAAAUAAUCCAUCUGAUGAAGUUGAAAUCAAUGACACUAUAUCAAAGGAUGAUUUAAAUGAUGUAGUAAGUCCAGGGGAUGUCAAUGUUAAUGAAAUCAAGGCAUCAGAAAAUGCAGUAAAAACCUAGAAAAGACUAGGAAUUGAAGUGAUUUAACUCUCAUAUCGGGAACUUAAAUCUGUUGCAUAUGUGUCCAAGACUGAUCAUCAGGAGUUUUAGUAAAUGAAUAGGCCUUAUAGUAUAGAAGAAAAAUGUUUAAUAUUGGC